CGUUUCUUUCUUUUUGGUUAGCAGCGCGCUUUUUUCUUUUUCAGUUUUGGAAGACAGAGAAAAGAAACCAAACUGCUCCUUCUUCCUCUUCUCUUCCUAUCCCUCUCUCUCUUCUCUUCUUUCCAUUCUGCCGUCCACCCCCAUAUCACCAACCAUCCAUAUCUCAUAUUAUGACUCUAUCAUCAUCAUUAAUAAUAAUAAUACUACCAUAAUAGCAUACACAUAGAACAACAGCACUCAUACCCGACCACCAUUAGCUCAUUGACCCUUGGCUAAAACCUCACCAUCACCAUUCUGCCCAAUCUCAGUCGCUCUCAUUCCCCACACACACACACACAACACAGCACCCGCCAUGGCAGUAAUACACCAGCAACGAGUGGGAAUUCUCUUCUGUGCCACCCUCACCUGCUUUUUCCUCGUCAUAACGUCUUUUUUUGCAUGGUCAUCCCACCUGAAAGCAGCACCCAAAAGCACAAAACAUCCGCAUCCAACCAUACCUCUUAUCGACUAUCUGGAUGCCACUCAGCUUGCAGACAGUGGUUCGUCGUCUCGACUUUGGUCACAAUCUUGGUAUUCAGUGAGCAGCAACAAGAUCAUCUACAACAACGGCAACAACAAAGAAUUAGAACAUCAACAAAAUUUAAGCGACAUUGUUGAAUUCGCACAUACAGUACAGCUUGGUGACGAAUCACGGCCUUCGGUCACGGCCAUUGUUUUAUAUAAUAACGACAUGAUUCAGCAACAAGUGACUGCCAUACAGUCGCAAUCUGUUGUACCAGAUUUCGUUUGGAUUGUAUGUGCAACAGAGGACGAGCAAGUUGUGCUACAACAACAACAGAUUCUUCCAAAGAACGCAGAAAUAUGGAUUGGAGAUGUACGACGGAUACGGUCUAGCACGGAUUACGUUUGGAUCAUUGACAAGGAUGUUUUGCCUGGCCACCGGUACCUGGAAUUGCUCUUGAAGCUGGCUCAAACGCGCACCUAUCGUGAAACUCUUUUGGGACCUGGCAGCAAGCUUGCUCUCGUUGACUCGAGCGAAAGCUCCGCUGUUUCUUGCGAACCUGUAGACGGACAUCAGUUUGUCGAUGUUGUCAACAGCGCGUGGUUGCUACGUUCCGAAUGGCUGUCAGCACUCUCGACCUAUGCAAAUGAUGUUAACGCGCCACUUGGUUAUUGGAUCAGCCGUCAUCUCAAGGUCGAGGUAGGAAUCCAAUCUGUGGCCUUGCCGAAAGGCGAAAGGGAAAAUAAUGCGGACUAUACCAUUAGAAUCAUAUCAGCGGCAACAUCACCACCAGCAGCAGCAACAGACGCUUGUGCGAGUAUAGAACAGUACCUUGCCAACACGAAUGACGACAGUUACGACAGCAGCACUACGCCAAGCUUUAUAAACGACGUGAUUUUUCAAGGCCAGACAGAGAGCGAUGAAGACGAGGGCGACACCACUGAGAAUGGUAACAUUAAACAGCAAGCAGUCAUGUUGUUGGUGGAUGAAGAAGAUCAUCUGGACACUGCAUGGCUGCAGCUCGUAUGUGAAAUGCAUACACGAGGAGAUAAUAACGCUGCAGUGCAUCUUGCAACCACCGGUCGCGGAAACUUGGGUGCCAACGAAGUUGUCACAGCACUCACAGUCCAUGAUGCAAAAUGCGCGUCGUCUCUCUCCAAAGACCGCAUACACGACCUCCAGCUCAAGCAACCCAUUCAACAACUGGUGCCACGACUGACGCGGCUGGUGCAAAGUGCAAAGAUCCAAGUGCUAAUUCAUGUGCAACAAGAUGGCUUGGACGCGAUACAAACAAUGAAGCACAUGUUGCCAAAUGUAGCAAUCAUUGGGUUGCCGCAUCGCGAUCUGAGCCAUGUGACAUGGAUGUCAGAGCUGCCGGUUGAUACCCUCCACCAAUGGCACGAUUUCACAGUCAAAUUGGUACUGGCUACGGAGAGCGACGACGCACCACCCUUCCAACGGCUGCUGCAAUCAGUGCAAGGCGCUGGAUACUUGGGUGAUACAGUGGACAUUUCGAUCUUCAUGGAGUAUACGAGCAAUGUCAAAACACAACGACUCUCGGAAACUCUAUUCUGGCCACAUGGCGAAAAAGACCUCCGACAUCGCAUCGUGCCUACGAAUCGUGCAUCGAUGUUUGUCGAAUCGUGGUAUCCGUCAAGCGACCACGAAUAUGCAGUGAUACUAGACGACGGCAUGGAAGUAUCGCCGCUGUUCUACAUCUGGGUCAAAUACAGCAUUCUCAAGUACCGGUACACCCCGACGCCACAGCGCAACCUGUUUGGCGUCAGCCUGUAUUCGCCACGGAUGGUCGACACAGGCAAAGUGCGCGAGCUGUUUGAGCCCCCGAGUGGAUACACUCCUUAUUUGAUGCAAGCGCCAUGCAGCAUGGGCGGGGGUGCCGUUUAUUUUCCUGAACAUUGGCGAGAGUUCCACGACUACAUGACUGCUCGCAUCGCCGACCAAGAUUCGCACAAGCUUCAGACAAUCGAGGUGCCCGGCGCACGGUCGCGUCGCUGGAUGCACUCCUGGCGACGCUAUCUUGACGAACUCGUGUAUCUGCGGGGCAACGUCAUGCUCUACCCGAACUUUGAAGACAACGCCAGUUUCUCGACUCGACACCAACUGCCCGAACACUCCACCAAACACGCUGACGAAGACAAUCUUGAUCUGCCGGGCGCUGCCAAGGCAGUGGCAGCCUUGUACGAUGUGCCGCUCCUCGUCGAUACCUUCACGCUACCCGAUCGGCACUUGCCGGACUGGGGAGACCUGCCUGUUCUGGACUUGUUUGGGAGACCUGCCACGUUAGAGACGCUCGCUGAGCGAGGGCAGGAAUUGCAGCAGCAGGUAUCUGCAUGCACUGUCACUCGUUCCGCAAAGCACGACUAUGAUCCCUCUGACCUGCUGUGUCCGUAUGCGCGUGUGUUUGUGGAGAAGGAGGAGGAGGAUGAGGAGGGCGACGGUGACACGAAGACAAAGAAAAAGAAGACGAAAAAGAACCGUGUAUUACCAACAAAGUUGGUGACGCUGUAUGUACCCGCUACUGCCACUGCUUCUGAUGCUGCUGGAGCUGAAGUUACCGAAUAA
Zychaea mexicana is the source of this 3085-nucleotide messenger RNA. RefSeq lists its product as uncharacterized. The transcript is spliced from 3 exons. Lineage: Eukaryota; Fungi; Mucoromycota; Mucoromycetes; Mucorales; Lichtheimiaceae. The record is from RefSeq and is a predicted model, not a curated record. Bases 353 to 3085 code for a protein of 910 amino acids.